Messenger RNA from Balaenoptera ricei (Rice's whale), 3719 nucleotides. RefSeq names its product ATPase H+/K+ transporting subunit alpha (gene ATP4A). The transcript has 23 exons. The record is from RefSeq and is a predicted model, not a curated record. Gene Ontology annotation, biological process: sodium ion export across plasma membrane; proton transmembrane transport; intracellular potassium ion homeostasis. The coding region runs from base 276 to 3317 and encodes 1013 amino acids. Lineage: Eukaryota; Metazoa; Chordata; Mammalia; Artiodactyla; Balaenopteridae. Gene Ontology annotation, molecular function: P-type potassium:proton transporter activity; ATP hydrolysis activity; P-type sodium:potassium-exchanging transporter activity. Gene Ontology annotation, cellular component: membrane.
GGCUCUGCAAGGUCUCAGAGCCGGUCUACGUCUCUCAUGCCUGAGGGUCCGGUCCCUUUGAGUGGAGAUGAAAGCGGCGUGGAGAAACGGUAUUCGUUCGUCCUUACUAUUCUUUAACAUUCGUGAGCUGACCCUGUGCUGGGAACACGCCGGUGGCUGAGACAGCCCCAGUCUCUGUGCUACUGGAGCUCACAGUUCAGUGAGGGACACAGACGCAUCACCAGGAGAAUUACGAGCUGUACCAGGUAGAGCUGGGUCCUGGUCCCAGCGGGGACAUGGCAGCCAAGAUGAGCAAGAAGAAGGCGGGCAGUGGAGGGGGCAAGAGGAAGGAGAAGCUGGAGAACAUGAAGAAGGAGAUGGAGAUUAACGACCACCAGCUGUCAGUGCCCGAGCUGGAACAGAAAUACCAGACCAGUGCGACCAAGGGCCUGUCUGCCAGCCUGGCCGCCGAGCUGCUGCUGCGGGACGGGCCCAAUGCCUUGAGGCCGCCGCGGGGCACCCCCGAGUACGUCAAGUUCGCGCGGCAGCUGGCGGGCGGUCUGCAGUGCCUCAUGUGGGUGGCCGCUGCCAUCUGCCUCAUUGCCUUUGCCAUCCAGGCCAGCGAGGGCGACCUCACCACGGACGACAAUCUGUACCUGGCACUGGCCCUCAUUGCCGUGGUUGUGGUCACUGGCUGCUUCGGCUACUAUCAGGAGUUUAAGAGCACCAACAUCAUUGCCAGCUUCAAGAACCUUGUGCCCCAGCAAGCAACGGUGAUCCGAGAUGGGGACAAGUUCCAGAUCAACGCAGAUCAGCUGGUGGUGGGCGACCUGGUGGAGAUGAAAGGCGGGGAUCGAGUGCCAGCCGACAUCCGCAUCCUGCAGGCCCAGGGCUGCAAGGUGGACAACUCCUCGCUGACUGGAGAGUCUGAGCCGCAGACCCGCUCGCCCGAGUGCACGCACGAGAGCCCCCUGGAGACCCGCAACAUCGCCUUCUUCUCCACCAUGUGCCUUGAGGGCACCGCGCAGGGCCUGGUGGUGAGCACCGGCGACCGCACCAUCAUCGGGCGCAUCGCAUCACUGGCCUCGGGAGUAGAAAAUGAGAAGACACCCAUCGCUAUCGAAAUUGAACAUUUUGUGGACAUCAUCGCAGGCCUGGCCAUCCUCUUUGGUGCCACAUUUUUCAUAGUGGCCAUGUGCAUUGGCUACACCUUCCUGCGGGCCAUGGUCUUCUUCAUGGCCAUUGUGGUAGCCUAUGUGCCUGAGGGGCUGCUGGCCACUGUCACGGUCUGCCUGUCCCUGACAGCCAAGCGGCUGGCCAGCAAGAACUGUGUAGUCAAGAACUUGGAAGCAGUGGAGACACUGGGCUCCACGUCAGUGAUCUGCUCUGACAAGACGGGGACCCUCACUCAGAACCGCAUGACUGUGUCCCAUCUGUGGUUCGACAACCACAUCCACUCGGCUGACACUACAGAAGACCAGUCAGGGCAGACGUUUGACCAGUCCUCGGAGACGUGGCGGGCGUUGUGCCGCGUGCUCACCCUGUGUAACCGUGCUGCCUUCAAGUCGGGCCAGGACGCAGUGCCCGUGCCCAAGCGCAUCGUGAUCGGGGACGCGUCGGAGACUGCGCUGCUCAAGUUCUCGGAGCUGACGCUGGGCAAUGCCAUGGGCUACCGCGAGCGCUUCCCCAAAGUCUGCGAGAUCCCCUUCAACUCCACCAACAAGUUCCAGUUGUCCAUCCACACCCUGGAGGACCCGCGCGACCCGAGGCACGUGCUUGUAAUGAAGGGGGCCCCCGAGCGCGUGCUGGAGCGCUGUAGCUCCAUCCUCAUCAAGGGCCAGGAGCUGCCGCUGGAUGAGCAAUGGCGCGAGGCCUUCCAGACUGCCUACCUCAGCCUGGGAGGCCUGGGUGAACGCGUCCUGGGCUUCUGCCAGCUCUACCUGAGUGAGAAGGACUACCCGCAUGGCUAUGCCUUCGACGUGGAGGACAUGAACUUUCCAACCAGUGGCCUGUGCUUUGCGGGACUCGUAUCCAUGAUAGACCCACCCCGGGCCACCGUUCCUGAUGCUGUGCUCAAGUGCCGCACAGCAGGCAUCCGGGUGAUCAUGGUGACAGGUGAUCACCCCAUCACAGCCAAGGCCAUUGCAGCCAGUGUGGGCAUCAUCUCGGAAGGCAGUGAGACAGUGGAGGACAUUGCUUCCCGCCUCCGUGUGCCCGUGGACCAGGUUAACCGGAAGGAUGCCCGCGCCUGUGUGAUCAACGGCAUGCAGCUGAAGGACAUGGACCCAUCAGAGCUGGUCGAGGCACUGCGUACCCACCCUGAGAUGGUGUUUGCUCGUACCAGCCCCCAGCAGAAGCUGGUGAUUGUGGAGAGCUGCCAGCGACUGGGUGCAAUCGUGGCUGUGACGGGGGAUGGUGUGAAUGACUCCCCAGCCCUGAAGAAGGCAGACAUUGGCGUGGCCAUGGGCAUUGCCGGCUCGGAUGCUGCUAAAAAUGCAGCCGACAUGAUCCUGCUGGAUGACAACUUUGCCUCCAUUGUGACAGGCGUGGAGCAGGGCCGACUGAUCUUUGACAACCUGAAAAAGUCCAUCGCCUACACACUGACCAAGAACAUCCCUGAACUGACGCCGUACCUUAUUUACAUCACCGUCAGCGUGCCCCUGCCCCUCGGGUGCAUCACCAUCCUCUUCAUAGAACUCUGUACCGACAUCUUCCCCUCUGUGUCCCUGGCGUACGAGAAGGCCGAGAGUGACAUCAUGCACCUGCGUCCACGGAACCCGAAGCGUGACCGAUUGGUCAACGAGCCCCUGGCUGCCUACUCCUACUUCCAGAUCGGUGCCAUCCAGUCAUUUGCUGGCUUCACUGACUACUUCACGGCCAUGGCCCAGGAGGGCUGGUUCCCUUUGCUGUGUGUGGGGCUCCGGCCAUACUGGGAGGACCACCACCUACAAGAUCUGCAGGACAGCUAUGGCCAGGAGUGGACGUUCGGGCAGCGCCUGUACCAGCAGUACACCUGUUACACCGUGUUCUUCAUCAGCAUCGAGAUGUGCCAGAUUGCUGACGUCCUCAUCCGCAAGACACGCCGCCUCUCUGCCUUCCAGCAGGGCUUCUUCAGGAACAGGAUCCUGGUGAUCGCCAUCGUGUUCCAGGUCUGCAUCGGCUGCUUCCUGUGCUACUGCCCCGGAAUGCCCAACAUCUUCAACUUCAUGCCCAUUCGGUUCCAGUGGUGGCUGGUCCCCAUGCCCUUUGGCCUCCUCAUCUUCGUCUAUGAUGAGAUCCGGAAACUUGGAGUUCGCUGUUGCCCAGGGAGCUGGUGGGACCAGGAACUCUACUAUUAGAAGGACCGCUGCAUUCAAGCCAUCCUCGAAUCCACCACAGUAGGGGUGGGGGUGGGGGACACAUGGGACCCUCCGGACAGCCACCAAAGCAUCUGAGCAGUCAAGACUCCCAGCCCCACCUGCGUCUGCUCUUGUAGCCCACGGCAACUCAACCUUGGGGAGACCCUCCCCACUCCCCUUCCCCAUCCACCCUCCCGGAGGAGCAGUCCCUAGGCCCAGUCCUCUGAGCUGGCCUCAGGGAAGCCCCCUCCUGAAUGGUGGGGGGACUUUGAAGGGGAGUGGGAACUAGCAGCUCCUGUGAGGUGGCUCUGUCCUUAGGACUCCAGGCCAGCAAGAGGGCUGCUUGGGGGGUCUUCUUUAAAAACACACUCAUGUCUGCAUGAUAGUAAUAAACCAGCUCAC